GGCACGAUUGCAAAAUAGUCCUUCAAUUGAGCGGCACAAUUGCAAAAUAGUCCUUCAAUUGAGGGGCGUCCUUCAAUUCACAGGCACAAUUGGCAAAACAGACCUUCAAUUGAGGGGCACAACUGCAAAACAGUCCUGCAGUUGACGGGUACGAUUGCAAAGUGGUCCUCCAAUCCAUGGGCGAAAUUGCGAAGUAGUCCCUCCAGUGGACAGUCACAAUUGUAGUUAGUUGCUUCCUUUGAUCGAUAGUGUGUCGGUUUCAACUGCAGGAUAAUCCAAUCGAUUGAUCAUGUGGUGUGUCGGUUUCGAUUGCGAAAUAUUCCAAUCGGUCGUGUAGCUCACGAUUGCAUAAUAGUACAUUGAUUGAAAGUGGCGAUCACGAUUGCAAAAUUGUGCUUCAAUUGAUGGUCACAGCUGCAAAAUAGUCCUUCGAUUCACCUUGAAUCAAUGGUGUAGAUCAUGAUUACACCAUAGUGCUUUGAGUGGCAGCGCAGUGUGCACAAUUGCGAAAUUGCCCUUCAAUUGGCAGUCGCAGUUGCACCAUAGUCCUUUUAGUGCCAGCAGUGCGCACGGUUGCAAAAUCGCCCUUCAAUUGGCGGUCACAGUUGCAAAGUAGUUGCUUAGUUGACGGGAGCAAUCACGACUGCGAAGUAGUCUUUGAAUAGACGUUUGCGAUUGCAAGUGAUGGCGGUCGCUAGGUGUGCCGCAUGGGCUGUGUCUCCGAGCAACCGACUGACAGAUCUCAAUUCGAAUCGGUUAAAGGGUGGUGCUUGUCUGAGUGAAUCACCCAGCGCAUGGAGAGUCCUUCCAGGUUCUCUCAGCUCUUCGUCUUCCUCAAAGGCAUGUCCGGGUUUCUUUGGUGGAGAUUCGAACACGCUCCUCUUUUCACCGGCGAAUGGCGUUGAUCGCGAGUGCUUCCACUGCAAGUCCAAGCCUGCCGUAUUGCAUAGAUGCUCUGGAAGAGGAAUCUCGUCUGGCCAUUUUCGUGCUUGUGCGGCACCCUCAGCAGCACCCAGUGUGAACACGUCGUCGCCGGACUUGGCUGUCGAGUCACUCGAGCCAUUGCUAGCCACGGAACCACAACCCAGCCAAACCAUCGCCAAGGCGUUCGCACCGGCGACAGUUGCGAACCUUGGGCCCGGCUUUGACUUUCUUGGGUGCGCAGUGCAGGGUCUAGGGGAUCAUGUCGUAGCCGAACUGAGCGAUCAUGUGCCGCCUGGCGAGGUGGAGAUCGAAUCGAUUGAGGGCGACGGCGGCCGACUCAGCCUCCUGCCGCUGAAGAACUGUGCGGGAAUCGCCGCGAAAGCCACCCUGAGACUCCUGGGUGUGCGGUCUGUCGGCAUCACCCUGCGAUUGCUGAAGGGCCUGCCACUUGGCAGCGGGCUGGGCUCGAGUGCUGCGAGCGCAGCAGCCGCAGCCUGUGCUGUGAACGGUCUGUUCGGUUCCCCUUUGAGCGGGUCGCAGCUCGUGACCGCAGGACUGAUAUCCGAAGCGGCCGUUAGUGGUUAUCACGCCGAUAACAUCGCGCCUUCGAUCUUAGGAGGCUUUGUGCUGGUUCGGAGUAUGGAACCCCUCGAGAUCAUCCCAUUGCCCUGGGGAUCUGCACGGGCGACGACGGGUCAGGACGCAGCAGAUGGGGGGGACGCCAGGCGCUCGUCGCCGGUCUUUGUGAUCGUCUCGCCGGCAUUUGAGGCACCGACAAAGGAGAUGCGCGCUGUCCUUCCUAUGGACAUCUCCAUGAAGUCGCACAUCAACAACUCAACGCAGGGUGCAGCACUCGUCGCAGCAAUUUUGCAGGGAGACGCGAAGCUGCUCGGUGCGGCCAUGGCGUCAGAUGGCGUUGUGGAACCGAGACGCAUAAGGCUGAUUCCAGGAAUGGCAGCUGUGAAGAUUUCCGCGAUGAUGGCCGGUUCAUUCGGUUGCACGAUUAGCGGCGCGGGGCCCACAGCAGUUGCAGUGACUGAUAGUCGUGAGAAAGGAGAGGCCAUUGGUCAGGCCAUGCAGAAUGCCUUUCAAGCAGUUGGCAAACUGUCAGCGACGGUAUCGGUUCAAGAGUUAGAUACUGCAGGAGCGCGUUUAGUAGACCUGCGUCAGGUAUCUAGGAUAACGAAGGGCGGAAGAGCUAUAGACCUUGGAAGCAAUGGUAUGGAAGAUGUCAUUCAGCUCAGCGUACCUUGUGUAAGAUUCGAGAGAUCAAGGCCGAUGCCUAGCCGUCGGGAGUCGGCCUUAGCAGGCAGCAAGGGAAGAGCACUGACUGCAGUGCAAUGCAUGCACUGCUGUAUGGCCAGCUCGACGUGGUUGGCUCCUGCUCUUGGGAAAGCUAACGCCAUGCGAUUGGCGGCCGUCAAUCUUCGGCAGAUGAGGGAAUCGGGAGAAGGAUUCAACCUACAAAAGCAUGAUGACGAUACGACUGCCGUGCUCUCUGCCCCUGCUGCUUGGGGUGGCAAAAUGGAGGCCCCUGUAACUGGGAACGCAAUCAUUGGAGAACAGGGGGCCGAAGGAGGAGGGGGAGGGGGAGGGGGAGGGGGAGGGAGGGGUAGUUCAAAUGAUAGUGCACAGGAACUGAUGGAGGGGGCUCCGCUCCUGCAGGCAUUACAUGGACUGGCAUGUAAUGAUGAUGCCCCAUUCCAUUUCCCAGGCCACAAGAGGGGCCUGGGAUCCCCCUCUUCAUUUGUUGAGGCAAUGGGUGAGAGUAUGCUCCGGCAUGAUCUGCCAGAGCUUCCGGAGUUAGAUAACCUGUUUGCCCCAGAAGGCGUCAUCAAAGAUGCACAAGUCAAGGCGGCUGAAGUGUUUGGAGCAGAGGCCACUUGGUUCCUUGUGAAUGGCUCCACCUGUGGCCUACAGGCGGCAGUGCUGGCAACGUGUCGCCCAGGCGACUGUCUUGUGCUGCCGCGCAAUGCUCAUCAGUCGACCUUUUCAGCAAUGGUUCUUGCGGGUGCUACUCCUCGCUACAUUGUGCCCGAUUACGAUGCCUAUUGGGGUAUCUGCACGGGGGUGAGUGCCGAGGACGUUGAGACUUGUCUAGUGGAUGCCAUAGAGAAGAACGGUAAAUCUCGUGUUGGAGGAGUUCUGAUCGUCUCUCCAACUUACAAGGGCCUCUGCAGUGAUGUCAGAGGAAUAGCAAGUGUGUGCCACAGAUAUGGAGUGCCGUUGAUAGUUGACGAAGCGCACGGAGGGCACUUCGCAUUCCACUCUGCCCUCCCACCGCCAGCACUGUUUGCGGGCGCAGACAUCUGUGUGCAAUCCACGCAUAAGGUGUUGUCUUCACUGACACAGUCUGCGAUGCUACAUGCAAAAGGCGAUCGUGUGUCGCAUCAAAGGAUCUCUAAGGCACUGCAGGUACUGCAGUCUUCGAGCCCAAGUUACCUUCUUCUUAGCUCUCUUGAUGCUGCACGCGCACAAAUGACCUCCGGAUUGGACGGGAAAGGAGUCCGCGAUAGUCCUCUUCUGGAGAAUGCGCUCAAGUUGGCGAGUCGAUGCAGGUGGGCUUUGAAACAAAUGCCAGGCUUGGAUGUGCUGGGGGAAGGCAGUCUUCGAGUGCGCAAAGGAUUAGUCGCAGGUCUCGAUCCGCUGCGCAUCACCGUUCAUGUCGCUGGACUUGGUUUAUCUGGAUUCCAGGUCGACGACAUUCUGCGAGAAGAGUUGGCGGUCGUUGCUGAGCUGCCGACGCCCAAAACACUCACCUUCGCAGUCAGUGCUGGCACAACCGAGAAGCACACACAAGCUCUGAUCGAUGCAUUCAAGGAGUUGUCGAGGCGGUAUAGCAGUCGUAGGAAUGGUCUGGGGGAAGCAAUCGGCAAGCUUGCUGUCAACGGUGAAGGUAGUGCAGGCUUGGCGGAGCGCAAUACUCUUAAGGAGGACUUCCUGGCAGUAUCUCAGGGCUAUUCUUCCAGCAGCGUGGAUGACUUCGAAAUUCCACAUGAUCAAGACGGAGCGAGUAUCGGAACUGCGGAAGUCGUGAUGGAAAGACAAACAGCUUUGGGGCAUGGAUCCAUCAAUACAGCUGACGGCAAUGAAGGCUGUACGAGCGCCAGUGAACUCGGGCGAUGUUGUGAUGUCCCCGACAGCAGUUCUGCUGUCGGGAAAGCCCCUUCUGAUGAUGCUGGUCCCACGGAGUCGGCGGACCAUCCGGUGAAGUUGCACGAACCGACUUCACCUUCGGGCACUGGUGAAGUAUUAGGAGAGAAACAUAAGAAUGCUCAUCUUGAGGAAGAGGAAGAGAAUGGUGCAGAGGUAGGUAAGUUUACAAAGUUAGUGUUCUGUGCGCAGUCGGCUCUAAGCCCCCGAGAAGCAUUCUUUGCACCGUCAGAGCGCGUCAAACUAGAGGAGGCUGUAGGCCGUAUAUGUGCAGAACUGCUAGCGCCCUAUCCACCUGGGAUUCCAGUGCUGGCCCCUGGUGAAGUGAUCACCAGAGAGGCCCUUGACUGCUUGGUUGAGGUGGUUUCAUCCGGUGGGAGUGUAAGUGGGGCUCUUGAGUCCGACUUCCGAACCAUAGCAGUUGUCAGUUAGCUUACUGCUGCAGCGGUUGUUUUUGACUCAAAAAAUGUCUCGCUCAAGAAUGGGAAUUGAGCGCACUCUUGCGU
Messenger RNA from Chara braunii, 4583 nucleotides. The record is from the annotation of a GenBank genome assembly. NCBI's taxonomy places the organism in Eukaryota, Viridiplantae, Streptophyta, Charophyceae, Charales, Characeae.